CCGUGGCUUUGCAGCAGACAGAGGGAGAAGGCAGGCAGGCAGCAUCAUGGCGGACAGAGACAGUGGUAGUGAACAAGGAGGAGCAGCAACGGGCCCAGGCUUCGGUUCCAUGCAGCCCGCGACAGGAGGGGCGGGCUCGGCUUCCGGGCUCCAGCACGAGACGCAGGAGCUGGCGUCGAAGCGGGUUGACAUCCAGAACAAACGCUUCUAUUUGGACGUCAAGCAGAACGCGAAAGGCCGCUUCUUGAAGAUAGCAGAAGUCGGGGCCGGUGGAAACAAGAGCCGCCUCACUCUCUCCAUGUCCGUGGCGGUCGAGUUCCGUGACUAUUUGGGGGACUUCAUCGAACAUUACGCCCAGCUGGGUCCGAGCAACCCGGCGCUGGUGCAAGACGAGCCCAGGCGAGCACUCAAGAGCGAGUUCUUGGUCCGAGAAAAUCGGAAAUACUACAUGGAUCUGAAAGAGAAUCAGAGGGGACGGUUUCUGAGGAUCCGACAGACCGUUAACCGGGGGCCCGGUUUGGGAUCCACGCAAGGCCAGACGAUCGCUUUGCCUGCCCAGGGACUUAUUGAGUUUCGUGACGCUUUGGCUAAACUUAUUGACGAUUACGGUGUAGAGGACGAACCUGCGGAGUUGCCCGAAGGGUCAUCAUUGACUGUGGACAACAAACGGUUUUUCUUCGACGUCGGAUCCAAUAAGUAUGGGGUGUUCAUGAGGGUGAGCGAGGUGAAGCCAACCUACCGCAACUCGAUCACGGUGCCAUACAAAGUGUGGUCCAAAUUUGGGAAUACGUUCUCUAAAUAUGCCGAGGAGAUGAAGAAGAUCCAGGAGAAACAGCGAGAGAAAAGGGCAUGCGAGCUGCAGCAACAAGAGGAGAUGCAGGCGGACGAUGGAGAGGAGGAUUGAUUAUAGAUGGCAAAACAAAACAAAAACAUGCAAGAGUAAUGAAAAUAACAAGAGAAAUAUAAUUAAAAACUCUACUGUACAAAGAAAGAAAUCUAAAGAUUUAACUGUAAUGGUUUAACUCCAAGGGAGCAUCACCCACAAUAUAAGAAACCUCCACAACCUGACAGUUAUGACAUGUUGUCACCCAUCGCUGGAUGUUACCCCACUUAUCCACCAUUAAUACAGUAACAGGCUGCUAAACAAAGUAAUAACAUUAUAUUUGAACAUUGUUUCCUACUUGACAAACAAUAUUGAACUUAAGUGUUUAUUUCCCUUAUUAACUGAAAACUUUUGUACCAGUUAAAGCUAUUGUAAAAAAAAAAGACAAAAAGUGUCUGCAAUGUUCAAAUGGAAUUAUUGCAGAGUACCGAGGAAAAGCGUUUCCUUCAUGUGAGCUAAUGACUUCAGCACAAAUCAGAUUAUUUUAAUUCUCAAAACCAAAAUUCAAAAACUUUAAUAGGGUUGUCACGUGUACUUGCCAUCCUAUUUACCUUUAUCUGCGAGUAGAGAUGUGUUUACACAUAAAUCAUGAGGGCUAGGCCCGCUUCAAAAAAACUGGUUAGAUGUCAUGCAGUAUAAAAGGACCAUAUAGGCAUUGUCAUCAAAUGAAAUAAGUGCUCUAUUUGUUGUGCAAUAUGCAUUGCAUAAAAAUCAAAUAUAUUGAACUGGUCAACGGUUCUUGAUGACGUUUGCCAGAGGCAUUCAAAGAAAUAUUAAUAUUGUAAUUUUGUUUCAGUUAAAAUUGUUACCAUGCGGAUGGAUAUAUAAUAGACUACCUUUGUGUCUCGUUGUUAAUGCAAUGUGUUCAUUUAAAAAAGGUACUAAAUGUGUAAUCGAUAGAGGAAAUGCAGUGACAACAAGUAGCAAAUGGCCUGAAUUGCAGAUUACUUAACCAGAAAACACCCUACAUACUGUGCUGAUUGGCUUAGUGGUCUUGUUCAGUCAUAAAAGUCCAAAUGGUGCCAAGGAGUGCUGUUGCUGCAUGUUAAUCUGCACUAAGAUAGAUUUCGUUGGUUUCCCAAAAUAUUGGCUUAAGGACUCUUCCAUAUGUAUCUUUAUCUGCCGGUAGUGUAGGAAUCUCAAGUUUGAGUACUGAGUGAUUUCCAUCCAAAGGCUUGGUGUAGUUGUAGUGGAAGUUGUUUCAAAGCGCGAUCGUAAAAAAGGAGUGACCUUGCAAACAGUAAUCAAAAUAUUACCAUCACAUUAUGAGGAGGGAGCACUGAAUGUGCCAAGGCAAAGAAGAGGGUUCAAUUCCCCCACUGGUCCAUCCCUACAAGUUUAAGACCUGAAGGUGUGAAGUUCAGUGGGGCUACUUUGGACACGCAUUCAUAGUUCCACUUUAGAUUUGUAAGCCCAUUUAACUACCCGGGGCAGGGGAUGGGAUUCUGUUUUGGUCUAAUUGUAAAUAUUUGGGCUGCCACACGGAAAACAACUGGUUCCAAACCAGUUCAGUCGCAUCUCAUAGAUGUGUGAUAGCAGUUUUAUAAACUCUGUCAGUAAACUCCAGAGAAACUGGCAACAAUCAGAUAAUGUCAGAUUUUACCUCAGCAUUGAAUUAAAUGAUUGCUCCCGUGUUUAUAUUGACUGGAAACCAGCAGAGACAGUCCUGGACCACCUAUUGUUGGAGCCUCUGGUAUAGAACUGAAUGAUACCUGAUUGGGAGCAUCCUCUUCAGCAUAUAAACAACCUGGUGCCUUACACACUCUGCAUGCUUACACGCUGGCCUGGUGCUUUGGAUCGCAGUUUGGCUUCUUUUUUUGUUACGUUUCCCCUCUCUCUUUCUUCCACUUUUUUUGUGUCUCGGCUCCCUUGUGUGCUAGCUCACGACUCGUGGUGCUAAAUAGGGUUUGUUACAAACCCGUAAGAAAAAAAUUGGGAUCAGAAUUCUUAACUUUCUUUUCUUUUCUUCCCGUGACCUUCCUUCUCCCCUAACCUCAUAGCCAUCCCCAUUCUCCAGCCAUCCAGGUAUCGGCCUACAUGUAAACAUGGAAGGGGGUGGUCACCUAGCUGCAAGAUGAUACAGAGGACUUGGCUCUUCACUAGCUAAGCGCGUUAGCGGGGAGAGCAGGGGCUGAUUGGGAACAUCAGCAGUAGCCUGAAAUAAUAUCAAUUAUUGUUGACAAGCCACCUUUGAAAUGCUCGUUCUAAGGCUUGGGUAGGGUUGUGUGUGAGUUGUAAGUCGCUCAAUUAAUGGGGAGCAGCAAGCAUGUCUUGUUUUCUUUUCUUUUUUCUUUUUCGUAGUUUUACCUUUUCAGCGUUAUUCCACGUUAUUUGUAAUUUUGGAAUGUUUUCGCCCACAAAAAAUAUAUCUAUUUUUUCUGUGCAACAUUUCAUCACUGUGUGCAAUAUCGUAUGUGCCAAUGGUGGCAAUAUAUGUAUAUCAAUUAAAUAUAUGAUUACUAUUUGAAAGCA
Messenger RNA from Cyclopterus lumpus (lumpfish), 3355 nucleotides. It is a transcript of the gene puraa, whose product is annotated as purine-rich element binding protein Aa. The record is from RefSeq and is a predicted model, not a curated record. Gene Ontology annotation, molecular function: DNA-binding transcription factor activity, RNA polymerase II-specific; purine-rich negative regulatory element binding; RNA polymerase II transcription regulatory region sequence-specific DNA binding. Gene Ontology annotation, biological process: regulation of transcription by RNA polymerase II. The transcript has a single exon. Gene Ontology annotation, cellular component: nucleus. The coding region runs from base 47 to 904 and encodes 285 amino acids. NCBI's taxonomy places the organism in Eukaryota, Metazoa, Chordata, Actinopteri, Perciformes, Cyclopteridae.